GUAUAUUUUGACUCAGUCGCAAACCGUUCGAUCGCUCAUACAAUCCUUUCACGAACCAUAGGGAGUACAUAUUUAUACAAAAUGUGCAUUUUUCGAAAUACCGGAACUUCCGUCGCAAUUGGACUUUUAGUGUUUGCUUUAGUGGCGACACUACCGCAGCAGAGCCACUCCCAGCGCAGUCAAUCGGGUGUGCGGAAGUGUACGAUGGCAGCGGAUGAGCUGGACUCCUUAGUCAACCUGCUGGAGGACAUGGAGCUUGACCCAACGUCGGAGGAAUCGGAAGAGUCGGAAUCUGAGGAAACGGCGGUACUUCCGGCAUCUAAUCCAACCUGCACGACGCAAUUGACACGCAUGCGUAAUUCCGUACGCCGACUACAGGAGAGCUACCAGCGACUAAAGUUCCACAUCAACGAUAAUGUUUGGGAGUAUCGGGCACGUAAAAAUAGCUACGAACAGCAAAAGCGAGAUUUGACUCAGAAACUUGAACAGCUGGCCGGGCAAGUUAGUGCUCAGAAUCGUUCUGCGCUAAAUGUUCUACGUCGUAAAAUAAAGGAGGCUGAGCAACAACUGGCGACUAGCGUGAAGGAGCUCGAGAAGCAACGGCAGGAAAACGAAAACUUACUAAUCUCGCUGGUGGCGGAUAAAAUCAUUGCUGGUAAACUACCGGAAGCACAGAACAAAUUGGAGGAACUUGUAAUUUACAGCGACGAACCAUACCCGGCGAUCGUACAGAAGGUUUUCCAGGGGAACAGACAUCAAGCUUCCGAGUUGUUGAUUGAGUUUCUGAAGCAAGUCGAUUUUCGGUACCGUCCGAUCGGUGGCUACGAGGCGCUGGUGGAUACGAUGAUCGAUGGGCAGAUACUCCGCGGCAGGAACGCAAUCGAACUAUUGAAACACAUCCAAAGCCUUGUCCUGGCCCGUUUAGGCCAGCAACAUGAGCGUGCCGUGGCCCUGCUGAAGAAGUUUCGCAUGAAUGCAUCCUAAAAAACCAGCUAUCUAACGAUCGCUAGUUUUGUUUCGAAUUCUUUGUCGAUAGUGGAAAUAAACUGCUCGGAUUGCUCCCAAAGGCAAUUCGAGAACGCUAACACCAUUUUCCUUUUCGUAUGCGUUGCUUUAUAAAAAAUCAUUUCAUCGAACGUGCCUGCCUUUCACAACGACGAGAACAACUCUUAUCCUGUUAUUUCACAGGUUACACAGGAUUUACAGGUUUCGCUUUUGUUCUGCACAUUGAUCGCUAUCCGCGAUUCAUUCACUAUUAGGUUUUUGUUGCUCUACGGUUGAAAUAAAAAUGGAAUAGCAAAUACGCAAAAUAAUGAAUAUAGCUUU
This is a messenger RNA of Anopheles cruzii, 1326 nucleotides long. RefSeq lists its product as uncharacterized. NCBI's taxonomy places the organism in Eukaryota, Metazoa, Arthropoda, Insecta, Diptera, Culicidae. The record is from RefSeq and is a predicted model, not a curated record. Bases 82 to 984 code for a protein of 300 amino acids. The transcript has a single exon.